UCAGAAGAUGAUUCAUAUUGGCACGAAAAAAUGAAGAUAGCAGAGAAAGUUGCCUUGGAUACUUACAAUCCCAAUCCAAAUGAGGUAACAGAUCAUUUGAACAAGCAAGUGAAAGAGGUUAUAGAAGGUAUGAAUACGACUAGGAGGAGCCUGAAGAGAUACGAAGGAGGAUGUAGUGUAUCAAACCCGAUUGACAGAUGCUGGAGGUGCCGUCAAGAUUGGGCAACGAAUCGGUUUCGUCUAGCCGACUGCUCAAUGGGGUUUGCCCGUGGGGUGACCGGAGGAAAAGGAGGCAAGAUCUACGUGGUAACGGAUUCAUCAGACAGCGACCUUUUGAACCCAAAACCUGGAACCCUGCGUCACGCGUUGAUCCAAACUGAGCCUCUAUGGGUCAUCUUUGCCAGGUCCAUGAACAUUAGGCUUCAACAGGAGCUUAUUAUGGCGAGCCACAAGACGAUCGAUGGUAGAGGAACAAACGUGCACAUCGCUCAUGGGGCAGGGCUGACUGUUCAAUUUGUGCAGAAUAUAAUAAUCCACGGGAUUCAUAUUCAUGAUAUUGUUACUGGGAACGGUGGAAUGAUUAGAGAUUCGGUUAAUCAUUAUGGGUUUAGGACGAGGAGCGACGGGGAUGGGAUCUCCAUUUUCGGGGGUUCGAGAGUUUGGAUCGAUCACGUUUCCAUAUCGAAUUGCAUGGAUGGCUUAGUUGAUGCUAUCAUGGGAUCAACGGGCAUCACACUCUCCAAUAGCCAUUUUACGAAUCACAAUGAGUCUUUCUUGUUUGGUGCGAGUAAAGCCCACACGCAAGAUAAGCUCAUGCAGAUUACUGUUGCGUUCAACCAUUUUGGGAAGGGGCUGGUUCAGAGGCUGCCACGUGUCAGGUACGGCUUUGUUCACGUUGUCAACAAUGACUACACUCAUUGGCUAAAGUAUGCCAUUGGAGGAAGCAGCAAUCCCACCAUCAUCAGCCAGGGAAAUCGCUUCAUUGCCCCUCCUAACGUUUUUGCUAAAGAGGUGACAAAGAGGGAUUAUGCUGAGGAAAGCGAAUGGAAGAAUUGGCAAUGGAGAUCAGAGGGAGAUAUCAUGAUGAAUGGGGCUUUCUUUGUUCAAUCAGGCCCACCCUUCAAAGGCUUCAGUUCUUCAUUUCAUCGUGAAAAUGUGAUCGAUGCAGAGUCUGCAACACUUGUUGGCCUCAUCACAAGAUAUGCCGGGCCUCUCGAUUGCAAACCAAAUAAGCCCUGCUAG
Impatiens glandulifera is the source of this 1242-nucleotide messenger RNA. Its product is annotated as probable pectate lyase P59. The record is from RefSeq and is a predicted model, not a curated record. The transcript has 3 exons. NCBI's taxonomy places the organism in Eukaryota, Viridiplantae, Streptophyta, Magnoliopsida, Ericales, Balsaminaceae. The coding region runs from base 31 to 1242 and encodes 403 amino acids. Gene Ontology annotation, molecular function: pectate lyase activity.